AUGUAUCCAAUUGCACCGAGUGUCAUUCAUCGACAGAGCACUCAAGAGUUUCAUAUCAAGAAUGUCGGCACCAUUCCAGCUGAUACUAUCAUUGCUGCUAAUAUUCAAAGUUUACAUUUUAAUCCUGAACUUUGGGGUCCAGUCGAUCCACAUGUCUUCUAUCCAGAACGUUUCGCUACCAAACGACAUCCACUUGCAUGGAUUCCCUUUGGUGUUGGGCCACGAAACUGCGUUGGAAUGCGAUUUGCAUUGAUGGAAAUGAAAGUAGUACUCGUGAGACUUCUGAAAAUCUAUUCGAUUAUCGACUGUGGUGAACAAACACAUCAGACAAUGAAAGAACUUCAAGAAUUUUUUGUUAUUUCACCUCAAAAAGUCGUUGUACGUUUACAGCGUCGAAAUACGCAGACGUAA
Molecule: messenger RNA, 411 nt
Organism: Rotaria sp. Silwood1
Lineage: Eukaryota; Metazoa; Rotifera; Eurotatoria; Philodinida; Philodinidae
Source: the annotation of a GenBank genome assembly